Molecule: messenger RNA, 999 nt
Organism: Penicillium cataractarum
Lineage: Eukaryota; Fungi; Ascomycota; Eurotiomycetes; Eurotiales; Aspergillaceae
Product: sugar phosphate isomerase/epimerase family protein
Exons: 1
Coding region: 1-999 (332 amino acids)
Source: RefSeq, a predicted model, not a curated record
AUGAUUACCAACAAGUUGGCUAUUGGCAGUCUGUCCUUGGGCCAGCACCCUUCUCAUGCUCUGGAUCAUAAAAUUCGGAUUGCAGCCCAAGCAGGAUUUGCCGGGAUCGAGAUAGUCUUUUCAGACCUGGAAAGAUUCUCUCAACCCAAAGGUCUAUCUAUUUUCGAAGGCGCAAGCAGAAUAAAGGCGAUCUGUGAUAAAAAUGGUCUAAGCAUCCUAUCGUUGGCCCCCUUCGAGAAUUACGAGGGAGACCGCUCGCCAUUGAUCGAUAGGCUACGGAAGGCCACACAAUGGGUCGAAGUUGCUAGAAUACUACAUGCGCCAUUCUUGCAAGUUCCUGCUCAAUAUGGCAUUGAUGCUAUUGGUGACGAAGGCGUCAUUAUAAGUGAACUACGGCAACUAUGUGACCUGGCAAGCUCCAAACAACCACUUGUCUCAAUCGCUUAUGAACCCAUGUCUUGGUCGACCUAUUAUUCCACAUGGGAGUCUUCAUUGAAGCUCGUUGAAUUAGUCUCACGAGAUAACUUCGGCUUGUGUCUUGACACCUUCCAUAUCAUCACGAAGCUAUGGGCCGAUCCUUUCACGCCAUCGGGAACGUAUCCCAACGCAGAUGAUAUUUUGCGUGACUCGAUGAGUCGAUUCGUACGUGAUUUCCCACUGGACAAGAUCUUCUUCGUCCAAUUGUCCGACGGGGAGAGAUUCGAUCCUCCAUUCUCCAAGGAACACCCAUGGUAUUUGGAAGGCGAAGCUGCUCAAUUUACCUGGUCAAAACAUGCACGUCCAUUCCCGUAUGAGACCAAGCUGGGUGCAUAUAUGCCGGUUGCCGAGGUUGCAAGGGCGUGGAUUGUCGAGACGGGCUACAAGGGUUGGGUGUCUAUGGAGAUAUUCGAUCGUCGUAUGCGUGACAGGGAUAGCAAAGUGGAACAUGCUGCUAUGCGAGGCAUUGAAUCUUGGAAGAAACUGAAGCACGAGCUUGAUGCUACGCAGUCCAAGAUUUGA